CCUGGCAUAUGGAUUUUCCAUUUACUUGUAGAUGCAUAAAAUAUGAGCAUGUAUGAUUUUUUUUUCUGGAAUCUAGGAAAAUGUUGUCAUCAAUUUUCUUUGACACCUAACACAAAAUAACAUCGGGGUUCUUCGUGGAAAACACCGUAAUUGUUGCAGAAGGAGUGAUGCUUCCUGAGGGUAUUUUUCAGGUCAAUACAUGUGGCUUUCCCCCUUUGGAGGACCGAGAUGUCUCACUUUCAUCACUUGUGGGACUUGACUUAUUUGGUGGUGGUGCUCUCUCAGCGGAAGAAACACUUAGGCUUGCAGAAUUGGAAAAGAAGGCAGUGAAUGAUAUGUUUAUCAUCCUCUCUGACGUUUGGCUUGAUAGUGAAGAGGCCAUGAAAAACCUAGCCACUGUACUGGAUGGUUAUGAAAGUGUGGAGGUUGUUCCUUCUUUAUUUGUUCUGAUGGGGAAUUUCUGCUCUCACCCGUGUAACCUUGCCUUCCAUUCUUUUUCAAGACUAAGAUUGCAGUUUGGAAAGCUUGGAGAAAUGAUCGCAGCCCAUCCACGAUUAAAAGAACAGAGCCGAUUUCUAUUUAUUCCGGGUCCUGAUGAUGUAGGUCCAUCAACAGUUCUACCAAGAUGUGCUUUACCAAAAUAUUUAACUGAGGAGCUCCAGAAGCAUGUCCCAAAUGCAAUCUUUACUAGUAAUCCUUGCAGAAUCAAAUUUUAUAAACAAGAAAUCGUAUUUUUCCGACAAGAUCUACUUUAUCGAAUGCGCCGUUCCUGUUUGAUUCCCCCUUCAACGGAAGAAACUAGCGAUCUAUUUGAACAUCUUGUUGCUACCAUUACUCAUCAAAGCCAUCUUUGCCCCCUCCCCAUUACUGUACAACCCAUUAUCUGGAACUACGAUCACUGCCUGCAACUGUACCCUGCUCCACAUACGAUAGUGCUAGGUGAUAGCAGUGAGCAGAAAGCAUUCAAGUACACAGGAAUUACAUGUUUCAGCCCUGGUUCAUUUUCCAAUGACAGCACAUUUGUGGCUUAUCGCCCAUGCACUCAGGAGGUUGAGUUGUCAGCCUUGUAAGCAGCCAACUGUAUGAAGCCUUCACUAGUUCUUUUUGGCUGGUCACCCUCUCCCACCUCCAAAACAUAUGCAGGCCCCCCCAACAAGAGGAAUUGGAUAAAACAUUCAGUAGCAUGAAAGGUGCAGUAUAACCAUGGAAAUGAAAAUUGGUGGAUCUUAGCCGGGGUGCAUAAACAAGGCAUUCAAAAAUUCUUUUUUCGUGGAGUAAAUAUAUUCAGUUUAUUGUAAUAUUUUAUUUAUAUUUUACUUGUUUGAGUCUUUCUAACAUUGGUGUAUUGACAAAUACUGAAUGUAAAUUGCUCAGGGAA
Molecule: messenger RNA, 1378 nt
Organism: Telopea speciosissima
Lineage: Eukaryota; Viridiplantae; Streptophyta; Magnoliopsida; Proteales; Proteaceae
Product: DNA polymerase epsilon subunit B
Exons: 10
Coding region: 168-1070 (300 amino acids)
Biological process (GO): DNA-templated DNA replication; error-prone translesion synthesis
Cellular component (GO): epsilon DNA polymerase complex
Molecular function (GO): DNA binding
Source: RefSeq, a predicted model, not a curated record